UGAAUGACAUCAGGCGGUUCCGUCGCCUACGCAAGUGGUGCGCCAGGUUUCUGAGGGUGGCAUGGAGCUGAGCCCCAGCGCCGUGAGCCAAGACCAGCUGCAGAUGGCCAGAGCCCGGGUCCACGAGAGUGAGGCCAAGUGGCACAAUGACCUGACCAAGUGGAAGCUCCGGCGGCACAGGUCUAACUGUGACCUGCGGAGGAAGAUGCAGGAGAGGGACAACAUCGUCCUGAUGGCCAACGCAGGGGUCAGUACAGUCGGGACGUUCAAUAGUCUGCAAGAGGACAGGGAAGAGGAUGAGUCCCUGUGCAGCAAUGGCCACAAGGUCUCUCCGUCCACCGCGUUCAAGGAGGGGUCCCUGGAGCUCCGACCCCACACCAGAGCCCCCACCUCGGUAAGUGAGGGUUCCCUGGAGCUCCGACCCCACACCAGAGCUCCGCUGGCCCUCAGCUCCUCUGUGGAGUCACCCUACAGCCCCGUAGCGUCGGAACCCUUCACCGCCCCCAGCGUGACCCUCCAGGGACCCGGAGCCGUGCCCCAAUCAGAGCCCCUCGUCCUAGGGGGAGGAAUCACACACUGGUGGAGCCAGACGGAGCUGGAGGAUUGGUCACUUUCCCCAACUCUGCCUCUCCCAUCUCCUCCCAGACCAUCUCUAGCCCAGCUCUCUUCAUCUCCACUGGACGAGACCACAACGUCUCCUUGCUCUCAAACGGGAUCCCGACGACCCUCCCUGGAUCUAGCUCCAGUCUUACUACUGGUACCAGUUCUUCUCUAACUACCUCUGACCCGGUGAACGGUACUGGCUCUAACCUAACCAUCGAUACCGGCCCCUGUGCCUCCAUGGACAUCCCAGACCACGCCCUCCUCUCUACUGUAGAGUCCCUGACCUCGGUGGGAGCCUCGGGUCAUGUCUCAGCUCCCCAGCAGCA
Oncorhynchus tshawytscha (Chinook salmon) is the source of this 929-nucleotide messenger RNA. Its product is annotated as pectinesterase inhibitor 10-like. The record is from RefSeq and is a predicted model, not a curated record. Gene Ontology annotation, biological process: regulation of cell adhesion; regulation of signaling. The transcript is spliced from 4 exons. The coding region runs from base 62 to 775 and encodes 237 amino acids. NCBI's taxonomy places the organism in Eukaryota, Metazoa, Chordata, Actinopteri, Salmoniformes, Salmonidae.